Messenger RNA from Suillus paluster, 2250 nucleotides. RefSeq lists its product as uncharacterized. The record is from RefSeq and is a predicted model, not a curated record. The transcript has 16 exons. Gene Ontology annotation, biological process: cell surface receptor signaling pathway. Bases 1 to 2250 code for a protein of 749 amino acids. NCBI's taxonomy places the organism in Eukaryota, Fungi, Basidiomycota, Agaricomycetes, Boletales, Suillaceae.
AUGGCAACUCUGCAGUUUCCUCCAGCCACUGCCGCUGUCUCAGUUUUGCUCCUAAUCUUGCAAACUAUCCAGAGCAUUCAAGUCAACAGAUCCGGCUGUGACCGCUUGGCACGUCGUGCCGCACAAAUACUGAUUGACAUUGACGAGCAAAUGCGUGGGCGAUACCAUGAAGCCCCGGAGAUGCUUCUGAGGAAUUUGGACAAGUUCGAAAGCACCCUAAGUUCUAUCCACCGGUUCAUGAGAAAAUUAGCCGAUUCGAAAUGGAGUGAUAGGUUCCUCCGUAAGUCGUCAUUUGACGACGCUCUGGCCGAGUACAUGCGCAUGCUUGACGAGGCCGCGCAGUCUUUUCAGCUCGCCACCCUCAUCAAUAUACACCUCGCCGUGAGCUCACUGAUAGGGAACGCCACUUCAGACGCAACUACGGAAAGAGUCCUGGAUGCUUCUCCGCCUGCCUAUCAUGAGACUCUCAAUGAAUCAGACUCGGAAACAGUCGAGAUUAAAAGCCCGGAGGUUAUCGAUGCAUCGGAGCCUCUAGUUGCUGUAUCCGAUGCUCCGGCGGGGGCAGGAGCCGAAUCCUUGUCAUUACCAGAGAAUAGAAUUACAGACCACUAUCUACCCGAGGAACUUUCGUCCUUGACACUGGAGGAUGAUCAUGGAUUUCGGCGAUACCACCAGUCGGAGAUUAUACUACGGGGGUGCUCUAGAUUGCAAGACGGAUGGUGGGCUGGCGCGACGGAAGUCCAGGUCCAAGGGCAACGAGCCUUGAUCAAGAAAUACGACGAUGACAAGGACAGUGCACACAAAAAAUGGUUGCGAGACGUCAAGGUCCUGCAGAAUCUUUAUCAUCCCAAUUUACCUCAGAUGCUUGGGUUCUCAGAUGAACGAGCCCCAACUCCUUUCAUCUUGCUGGCGAAUGCAGUGCAAACGCAGACGCCUCAAGCCCUGGUUCGCGAAGUGUUACGCUCGUCUAGUCUAGGGACUUGCAUGGAGCUCAUGUUGCGUUUUUAUCGCGACCUUGCUGACACAGCGAUGUACGUCCAGAGACAACUCGACCUAGAUGAGAACAAGGUCCAAGAUUUCAUCGAAGCGUCCUCAUUUCGAGUUGACUCUCUCAAAACUCUUGUAGUUGGUCUGCCUCCCCCUCGGGAUGGCGAGUGGUAUACUGCGCGAAACUAUGGAUUAGCGCAUACAUUGCUAGAUGCGUGUUUACGAAUGUUGCCAAACAACGGGCGCGUCACUUACUCCUAUGACAGAGGGGAUGAAUUCGUGACAGAAGAGAUACAAAAGAAAAUCAACCAUCUCGUCACUCUGGCACGAGCCCUACUUCCUAGCGGGAGACAGUCCCCCAUACUCCCAACGCAGUUAGAAGCAUUGAUCGAAGAUACCGAAUCUGAGACACCUUCGCUGACUUUGCGACAAAUACGGGACCUCACUUGGAAUACUGAAGGCGCACAUGGUCAUACAUGGUACGAAAGGAACGUGCCCGCUGAUAAAUUUUCUGUCGGAGAUAUCGGGUACAUUCCCGUUGGAGGAGACUUUGGAUCUUUCGUCCUUCUUAGCAACGUCAUCAAAGAUGGAAAAGCUGAACUCAGCGUAUCUCAUCGGUCUCACGGCGAGCACUGGUGCUGGAAGCAUGUUCCAAUGCGCAGACAACCCCUCCAGGCGUACGAACUGCCUGAAGUUGUCGCAGGAUGGCCCGUUGCAGUGCCCCCGUACAGUCAGAUCGAUGUGGUGGUGGUACACGAGGCCUAUCUUUCUUGCGUCAAGGAUGCAUGGCAGUAUCUAUUGAAAUACGGGAGGGGCCAUGCAGUCGAUAGUGGCAUCAGGCCAGAACAAUUGAUACUUGUAACGCAUGUCGGAACCCAUCAAGAUUUUUAUGUCAAUGAUUUCCGACCAAAGCCUUUUGUCCCAUCGGCUCGCGCAGUAGAUCCCCGGUUCGCUCCGAAUCAGUUCCAUCACCAACAGAUGCAUGGCUUUCACCAACCAUCAGGCUUCGGUCAGAACCACGGUCUUCCGUUCAACCAACCCGCCCUUCCCACAAUAGUUUAUCUAUUCACCUCGUUGGAUCCAAAUCACAAACCGCAUUGGUCAUCCUCCCCGGUAUGUCUGCCAAAAAGCGUGUCGAGUGAACCUUUGGCGCGACAUUUCACAACAAAAGUUGGCUGGUGGGUGAAGCCUCCUGGAUUAUGGAAGAAAACCGGGUUUUUGAACUAUGUACAACUUCAUGCUGAGGACUUUGAUAGUACCUGA